CAAACCUUUUGGUGAACAAGAACACUUUCCAGAUUCAUUUCUUUUUCCUCUUUAACCAUCGUAAUGAUGGGAAAGCCGGCACUCAUGACCUUGUCGAUAAUCGCACUCAUGGGCAUGCCCGCCUAUGCAGCGAUACUGGCCCCCUCAGCCACGGUCUCUGCCGCAAACCAUCACUACGGCGGCUGGAGCCCGCAACCAACGACUCCCCCAGGGGUUCUCGAGUUACGGCAAGCCCAGGCGGAUAUGUACGCUAUGGCACCGGACAGUAUAUGCGGAUGGGUAAACGGCAAUAGAAGUUCGGGAGUGUUUCCGGAAGAGUUGGCUGCUGUCCUACGACUGGAUGCCCGCGAUGGAGACCAACCAUUCUGCCACCCGGUAAACUACGUUGCGACAAACAGCUUCUUCGCCUUCACCUGUGGAUCGACGGCCUUUUCGAGAGGGCAGAAGACCGCGCUACUCCAGACGACGUUUGCGGGAGCCACGACGACGCGGAGCUACGGGCUCUUUGGCGCAACUGUCACUGGAACAGCCCCGGGGACCGGCGGCGGCGACGAAAAUGUUGAACCGAGCGCUGCACCGACGGAUGGGGAUGGUGAUGGUAACGGUGGAGGGGACGGAGGAGCAGGCGGUAGUGGAGACAACCAGAGCUCGACUCCCGUCGGUGCCAUCGUGGGCGGGGUUGUCGGCGGCAUUGCUGCCAUUGCCAUUGCCGCAGGGGCCGGGGCUUUCUUCUACCGAAGGAAGAAGAAGAGAAGCCAGGAAGCCGGAAGCCAGGAUAUUGGCAGCCAGGCUGCUCAGCCCGAGAACCCGGAUAUUCGAUCGCCCAAGUGGCCACUGUUGAACUCUGGACAGGCCGCCAAGAUACCAGAGUAUCCAGUCGAGAUGGACGCAACUGCUCCGGUCAGGCAGGUGCACGAACUGGGUGAUACUGGAUAUCCAACUAGUCCCCCUGCGGCCAGGCAGGUGCAUGAGUUGGGUUAAAGGGGCUGGGCCCUUGGAACGGGGAUGGAUGGGUUGUAUAUAUGUGCGUGCAAGUACUAGUACUCGCCUUGAUAUAGAUAAUGAGCUCACGUUCAUUUAAACAGUGAAAAGCAUUGAUAAUUAUUACCACUUGACCAUUCUCUGUACAACCCCAUGGCCGGAACAGUAACCAAAAGACGACACCAUUUGUGUGCUUUGCCACAGAGCCGCUCGGCCAAAUCCCAAAGACUUUCAUGCAUG
Messenger RNA from Pyricularia grisea, 1221 nucleotides. RefSeq lists its product as uncharacterized. Bases 64 to 981 code for a protein of 305 amino acids. The transcript is spliced from 3 exons. NCBI's taxonomy places the organism in Eukaryota, Fungi, Ascomycota, Sordariomycetes, Magnaporthales, Pyriculariaceae. The record is from RefSeq and is a predicted model, not a curated record.